AUGUGGACUCGAGUCCGAACUUUGCUGUCGUCAUCCAUCUUGACAACGGCAGCGGGAGCGCGGCUCCACGUGGGCCAGCGCGCCUCCCUCACCAAAGUCUUCUCGGCGCGCCACGUGGAGCUGUUCGCCGAGCUGACGGGCGACACCAACCCGCUCCACCUGGACGCCGCCUACGCCGCCUCCACCGCCUUCGAGGCGCCCGUGGUCCACGGCGUCCUCGUCAACGGGCUGAUCUCGGCCGUGCUGGGCGCCGAGAUGCCGGGCCCCGGCUCCGUCUUGCUGUACCAGGAGAUCCGCUUCCCGGCGCCGCUCUUCGUCGGCGAGGAAGUGCUGGCCGAAGCCGAAGUGCGCAAGAUCAAGAUGUCGUUCGCCUUCAUCGGCGUGACGUGCUCGGUCAAGGACAAGGUGGUGAUGGAGGGGGAAGUGAUGGUGAUGAUUCCCGAGGAGCAGCAAGGGAAGUGAGACUUUUUAGGCCAUCAUAAAAAUGAGGACGACUUUUUUUUUUUUUUUUUUUUUUGUGAUUAUUGAUGGUGUACAUCCAUCACAGUUGGCCUGUUCUGUUGUCGUUUUAUGUUGCCCACUUAAAUAAAUAAAAGUUUCUCAUUCAUGUUUCUUGCUAAAUCGAGUUUGUUCGUUUCAUCUUGGCCAAAAAUAUCUUGGAACUGUAAUUGCAAUGUUUCGUUCUCCACCGAAUUGAACGAUAGUUGCAUACUCAAUGAGGGCCGUUGUGACUGUGAAAACUAUAUUGAGUCUUUAUCUAUCAUAGAAAGUUGUAUACUUACAGUAUAUGAUUGCCGCAAUUUUCCAUGACUUCUGAUUUCAAAUUUCAAGUGCAAUGCAAGGGCGGUUGUGUAAAAGUAAUAAAGAAAAAUGACAUUUGUAAUACAGAGGGUGAAUCCUUACAUGGGGUAACCCAAAAAAAAAAAUUGGGGAAAUGUUCAACUCUCACCUCCAAUCGUGUUAGGUUAUCACUAAAAAAUGUGCUGUGCAAAAUUGGGAAUUGCUCCUGCAAUACAGAGGUUGCUCCAGGGCUUUGAAAUUGAAAUAUUUCCAGAAUGGCUCAUUUUGACAGAAAUUAUAACACAUUACAAGCACAAACACACAACAAAAUAAAAUGUCAAAUGUUUAAUACUGUAACAAAGGCACUGUGAUAGUGUGGUCAACAGUAUAUUACAUCAUAGUAAAGUCAUGCUUGUAUGACCGAAUGUAUAGUUUUUGUUGAUCAGUACUACUGUACAAAUAUGCUACAACAUUAAAAGAAAAACAAGAAACUUGUUUUUAUUUAUUCCACAUAUUGGUGAGGUGAGAGCAUGAACUUUUAAAAGUAAAAAAUAAAUAAAUGAGGACCACCUUCGAGUGUACAUGAAACUUGACAUUUUGUUUUGGAACAAUCGCACGCAAUACAAUUUUAUUCAUACAAUUUGAGUGUGUGUUCUGUGUGACCUGCUCUCAAUUUGCUUGUUUAAUAGUUCCUCAAAAAAAGAACAAAAUAUUUUACAUUUUUCCUGCGCAUCUUAUUCAUAUAUAUAUAUAUAUAUAUAUAUAUAUAUAUAUUAUGUUAGCCUGUAAGUGUUGAAGAUUGUGUACUGUGCCUGUCCAAUGUAAAAAAUAGCAAAAAUGUAAGGUUUUUUUUUUUUUUUUUUUUUUUUUUUUGGGUCUGGGAAAAACAGCAAAAAAAUGUUUUGAAUUAUUGUCAUCAUGUGGGUUUACCAAGGCAAAUACAUAUAAUUUCUCGGUAACAAACCCCCGACCCCCACAUACUUUUAUCAUUUAUUAAUCUCUCACAUUGUUGUGAAUUUUACAUAUUUUACUAUGAACCAAAUUUAUGUAACGACUUUCAUGUUAUAUAUUUUAUUAUUUAUAAUCAUUCUAUAUAUUGUCACCAGCAAAUUGAAAAUAUGUAACACAUUUUGGGAGCUUUGAGAUAAUUUUAUUUAUAGAUAAAACAGCACUAUAUUUUUUGGGGGGGAUACAAAAAAGAUCCACCCAUACGAGUUCUUUAAAAGUAGCAUGUAUCAAUUGUACAAAUGAAUA
Molecule: messenger RNA, 2034 nt
Organism: Phycodurus eques (leafy seadragon)
Lineage: Eukaryota; Metazoa; Chordata; Actinopteri; Syngnathiformes; Syngnathidae
Product: hydroxyacyl-thioester dehydratase type 2, mitochondrial-like
Exons: 1
Coding region: 1-462 (153 amino acids)
Source: RefSeq, a predicted model, not a curated record